Molecule: messenger RNA, 645 nt
Organism: Helianthus annuus (common sunflower)
Lineage: Eukaryota; Viridiplantae; Streptophyta; Magnoliopsida; Asterales; Asteraceae
Product: KH domain-containing protein HEN4
Exons: 4
Coding region: 1-612 (203 amino acids)
Biological process (GO): regulation of gene expression
Cellular component (GO): cytoplasm; nucleus
Molecular function (GO): mRNA binding
Source: RefSeq, a predicted model, not a curated record
AUGGGAUUUGGCGCCGGUGGAGGUGACGACGGAGAUCCGGUUGACGGUGAUAUGAUGGAAGGAAGCGGUAGUGAAACUGAGUCGUCGGAACAAAGUUGUGGAGUCGGAGCAUGUGAUGUUCUGGAAGGAACUAAAGAAAUGGAGAGUGAAAAGGGCAUUAUGGCGAAAAUUAGAAUCGGUGAGACGGUUCAAGGGUGUGGUGAACGUGUGGUCACUGUCCACAGUACGAGUGAGGAGACGAAUGAUUUUGAUAUGAAUGAUGACCGUGUGUGUCCGGAAACGGACGCUAUGUUCAAAGUGCAUGACAAAGUUGUUGCUGAAGCGGAUAGUAAUCGUGAGGAAGCACUGCAAGUUACGGUGCGCCUUCUUGUGCCAUCGGGUCAGAUUGGUUGUAUUAUUGGAAAAGGUGGACAGAUAGUUCAAACUAUACGGUCGGAUACCGCUUCUCAAAUUCGGACCCUGAAGGAUAAUCACGUUCCCGCUUAUGCAUUAAGCAAUGAUGAACUUGUGCAGAUAUCUGGCGAACCGUCUAACGUUAGAACGGCACUUUUCCAAAUAGCGGCUCGCCUUCAUGAUAAUCCGUCACGUUCACAGCACUUGCUUUCAUCAUAAACACCUAAUGUUUACCCGUCGGGUGGUUCACUU